AAGACGUCUGCGGGUGAAGGAUGAGUCUCUUACACUUGUUAGGACUUUGUGUUCUUUGUGGCUCAGAGGCAGCAGCUGGACUUCAUCCUAAUGAUCCUUUGCUGGUGGUUGCCUUAGAAGGAGAGACUGUCAUUUUACCAUGUGGCACAUCUCCUAUUCAAUCCUGCUCCUCGAUUAACUGGAACAUGGGAGGGAAGUUUGAGAGGUUUGAGGUGGUGAAGGCUGGAGCGGUGACUAAAACUGUUCACAGACAUAAACUGAUGAGGAACUGCUCCCUGCAGAUUGCUGGCCUGCUGCUGAGUGACGCACAGCUUUACACUUGUGACAGUGGAAAGAUCAAUUCAAGUGUUUCACUUAAGAUUCUUCAGGUAACUGAGAAGGCUGACCCUGCAACGGGAACAAUAGAGCUCCACUGUUUCCUCAGCAGUUACAAAGGAUAUGAGGCCUGUGACAACAGCACGGGAGUACAUAUCAGGUGGAGCUCUGAGGAUGGCUCACCACUAAAUGGAGACAGAUUCAGGUUUGACUAUCCAUCUCACUGCUUCUCCAAACUGAUCAUCGCUAAAAAACCAACUGACCAUCGCAGGAAAUGGAAAUGUCAUCUCACUCACGAUCAUGUGCUCACAGUCACCAGUUACACAACAACAGUAAAAGAUGGCCUGGAGGAAGUGGUUGCUGCAGUGGGUCAGUCCGUUUCGCUGUCUUGUAACACUUCCUCUCUGGAUGUGGAAGUCAGUGUGGAGUGGACUGUGUGUGAAAACCCUCUGACUGAUCGGAACUCACCUGACUGUGGCCAAAUAAGGACAUCUCAUGAGAUGAAGGAUUCAUCACUGGUCAUUAGUAAACUGAAAGCUGUCCAUGCUGGACAGUACCAAUGCUCCGAGUCCGGGGGUCAGCACAGGGCGCUCGACAGAAUCAGGCUGCACACUCUUGAUGUGGUUGCAGCAUCUGGACCCGGAGGAGAUAAUCUCACCCUGAUGUGUGUGCUAACAUGUGCUACACAAUGUGAAAAAGAUUUCAAUUUAACGUGGUCUAAAAGGAACCACAGAGGCCAGCAGAGCGAAUUAAUAGCUGUCAACAACACCUUAGUGAGGACGUUGUUUCUCCCUGUCGGAUCAGUGGGAGAUGAAAUGAUGUGCUCUGCGUACAGAGAGGGAGCGCUGAUGGCAUCCAAGGAGUGGCAGGAGGUUAACUCUCUUCAGACUCCAGCAUGGUUAGCACUUCCAGUGGGCCUCCUGAUAUGUGCUGCAGCAGGAGGAAUCUACAUAUGCAUGAAGAGGAGGCGCAAGAAGGCUGCAGCAAAGGACUCACCAAGUAUUGGAAUGACUCAUGUCUACGAUGUGAUCCAAGACAAUGAUGAGGAACAACAGCAGUCAAGACAAAGACAAGAAGCAGGCCAAGCCACAGAUGAUUUCUAUCAUCUAUUACAGCCUGUGAACUAAAUGGAAAUAACUAGGGUUUUGUAGACCUCUGCUUGAAAUAGCAAAUCCUCUUGUAACAAGAAGAAAUAUUUGUUGACUGACAUUUACAACUUCCCUUAUUAUGAUCAACAUUUUUCAGAAAUGAUAUGACAAACAUUUCAUUCGUCCAAUUCAGAUGAUUACAUGCAAUAAUACAAGACUCCUAAGAGACAUGCUGCAUGUUACACAAACUGACUCUGUGCAACGAGGAUCUUCUUUUUCCAGAGGCGGGAUAGAACAUCUAAUAGUAAACUGUGAUGAAGAAGAGAAAAUGAUUUUAGUUCCAUGUUUCAGUCCAGUAUGAUUUCAAAGACCCGUGAUUAUGACUUUAGAUGUGUACUCACAGGUAUUCAUCUCUUCAUCCUCAUAAAGACUGCUGACGCGAUAGUUUGCAGGAUCUGGAACAUUUUAUUUACAACUUGUCAGUGAAAAUGUAAUCAAACAAAAAACAAAAAGAAUAAAACUGCAAAAUGAUCUUAGAAGUUGACAGCAGGUGUUGUUUGACUUCGAGAUGAAUGCAGACAAAAAAAAAAAGAAAAUGUAAUCAAACAGGUGCUUUGAUCGGGUGCUUUGAGCAAAAAUGAAUACUGGGACUUCUGUGAUUGAUCACAAUCAAUAAUACACAUUCACAGUUUGUGUGACUGCACCUGAGUGACAGCAAACUUGAGUUAUUAAUACAGACGGUGGUAAAUUAGUUCUGAUAACGGACAAGAAAAAAGAUCACGGUAGUGUUUCUGACUCGGACCCUUCCUGUGUGGUGUGACCAGUGCGGCGAUUUUAUCUCAACUGACUGAAGUUUCUUUGCACAGCCGAAAGACAUGGGUUCAAAUAGUGACUCAUUAUUCGCCCUGUGACAAUCUGGUACUUACAAAAAAAGUCAUUAGGCAGCCUGAGGACUGGUCUAUCUUUUGUUUCUCUUCACCAAACACUGUCAUUAACUGUGCUCUUACUUUUUUCAAUGGCUUAAGCUCAACUGUCUGUAAGGCUACACAGGGGAGUUGUUCUAUGAAGUCACCCACAAGGUCUCUGUUGAGUUUUUCUUUAGUUUGAGUUAUGCCUAUGUAAAAAUAACAUUUCCAUAAAUCAAAUGUAUUCACAAAAACAGAAUGAGACAAAGUCAACUUGAAGACAAUUAAGUGGAGUUCCCAAACUUGUCCCGGCCCUGGACACAAUCUAGACCACUGCAGCUGAGUAGACACUGCGGCUUUAAAAAUACAGAAGACCGACUUGCAAGAAUGAAUCAGCACUUACAACUACAAACCGUGGCCUCUGAAUAUGCACAGUAUCUUCUGUUCGGUGGUUUAUGUUCUAAUAAACUUCAAUCGAAGAAAAUAAUUUUCUGAAAUGUCAUUGUGAGAUGUUUUCUUCAAAUAUAAUCUCAACAUAGACUGUUUUAAUUAAACAAAAAUUGUCAUUGAA
Salarias fasciatus (jewelled blenny) is the source of this 2879-nucleotide messenger RNA. RefSeq lists its product as uncharacterized. Gene Ontology annotation, cellular component: membrane raft; external side of plasma membrane. The transcript has 8 exons. Gene Ontology annotation, biological process: positive regulation of ERK1 and ERK2 cascade; T cell activation; interleukin-15-mediated signaling pathway. Bases 21 to 1442 code for a protein of 473 amino acids. The record is from RefSeq and is a predicted model, not a curated record. NCBI's taxonomy places the organism in Eukaryota, Metazoa, Chordata, Actinopteri, Blenniiformes, Blenniidae. Gene Ontology annotation, molecular function: protein tyrosine kinase binding; MHC class II protein binding.